This is a messenger RNA of Puccinia triticina, 465 nucleotides long. RefSeq lists its product as uncharacterized. Bases 1 to 465 code for a protein of 154 amino acids. The record is from RefSeq and is a predicted model, not a curated record. Lineage: Eukaryota; Fungi; Basidiomycota; Pucciniomycetes; Pucciniales; Pucciniaceae. The transcript is spliced from 3 exons.
AUGUCUGGGACGGCCUUGCCAAUGAAUGUUACUACUCGAUUCCGUGCACGUUCCAUCCCUUCUGCAGGUACAGGAGUAGUCGGCCCGAUACGCCAUUCAGCAGCAGUCAGCCCAGCAAGAAGUGCUGCGGCCCCUUACGGAGGCAGGAGUCCGAAUCAAGUCGCAUCAACCCCAAGAAUCCAUCCUGACCUGGAUGGUGCGGCACGACUCGCUGAGCUAGCCCCUAUGAUUCACAGCGAAGAUGAGGGUCGCAACGACGGGCAUGAUGAAGAUUCAGCUGAACCCAAAACUGAACCUAACCCCACCAACCUUGGUACUGAGCAUGCUCCAGAGGGCAUGACAACUGACCAACUUGCGGAUGAUUUAGGCCUCUCCGUGAUUCAGAUCGAGCGGGUCAGAAGGGUAGCAAGUCUCCCAGAGUCCGAUCGGGUGAUGGCUACCCUGAUGUACCUCGAAUCGAUCUGA